AUGGAGGCGAAACCGAGGCCUUCGCGCUGGAGCAAAGAGCGGUACACAAAUCUGCUCAUUCCCAACUACAUUCCUCCAGAGUUGCUUCUUUACGACGAGGGGCAAUUCCUCAGGGCAUUCCUUCUCCGUGUGCUCGCCAUUGAUCUCAAUCGCUUCAUUGAGACGAAGCGCUGCGAGGAUUAUUUUCUAAACAUUCCUGUGGAGCCGGAAUACAACAGCGAUGGACAGCGAACAAAUACACCAGACGAGAUUGUUGCAGAGAAGCGACGAAAGGCGAUGGAUGAGCUGACAAAUAUUCUCCGACAAAACGCCGAAAUGGGACCGCAUCCGGCGGCACCAAAGGAGAUUGUGCGUAAGCGCUACUUCUCACAGGAGGAGAUGGACAAUGGUGCCUAUGGUGCCAUUUUGGGCGCCCGUGGCUUGGUACACCAAGAGCUGGAACAGACAACAAAGUGCAAGAUUGUGCUUGCGGGGCGCGGCAUUACAAAUACACUCAAGGACACCAGUACCAACGCCGCACGCAUCGCGCUUGAGGAGCCGCAUGCUCGUAUAACGGCUCCUAACGAGCAGGCCUUGCAACACGCGAUGGAACGCAUUGAGUGGAUUUUAUCCGACGAUCCCGAGGCGCAAGAGUUCCGGGAGAACAAUAGGAGACGUAUGGCUCAGAUAGAGGGUAGGUAUGAUCCGCGCACGUGGGUAUCUUCUGUUGAGAAGGAUAAUGGUGGGGCGCCGAGACCUGGAGAGAAGCGGGAGCGCGAGGAACAACUUGACGAGGAUGUGCAGGCAUUCUUGGAUGAACUCUGA
Molecule: messenger RNA, 804 nt
Organism: Trypanosoma cruzi
Lineage: Eukaryota; Euglenozoa; Kinetoplastea; Trypanosomatida; Trypanosomatidae
Product: branch point binding protein, putative
Exons: 1
Coding region: 1-804 (267 amino acids)
Biological process (GO): regulation of mRNA splicing, via spliceosome
Cellular component (GO): nucleus
Molecular function (GO): mRNA binding
Source: RefSeq, a predicted model, not a curated record